AUGCCUUUAUUCGAAACAUUAUAUCAUACAUUCAAACAUAGUUGGGAUGAUAUAUCAUUGGCAAGUUGGAUGAAAUAUCCAUCACCAGAAAGACCAGAUGUAUUGAGUGUAGAUAUUAUAGAGAAGCAUUAUGACCCAGAGACUGGAAUACUGCGAUGCAAGCGAUUGAUGAUUUGCAAGGAUCAUACACCUGCGUGGCUCAAGGCGAUUCUCGGAUCGACCGAGUACUUUUUCGUAGAGGAUUGCGAGGUGGACCCUCGACAGAAAAAGAUGGUGCUCACAUCCAAGAACAUCAACUUUGCCAACAUACUCGGAGUCGAGGAGGUGUGCACGUACGUGCCAGACCCCCUCAACGACCAAUUCACACUAUUCAAGCAAGAGGCCAAGAUCACGUCGUCAGUGUUUGGCGUCGCUCGAAAGAUGGAGUCAUUCUGCUUGGACAAAUUCAAGAAAAACUCGACCAAGGGUCGUGGUAUCAUGGAAGAGGCUAUCCAGCGUGCCGAGGCACUCAAACUCGAUGCUGAAGAGUCGUUCAAAGACAUUGAAGAGAGUAUCGACAAGGCUAUCAGCUCGGUUAAAAAAGAGGCAGAAGAGUCAUUCAAAGACAUUGAACAUACGUUUGACAAGGCAGUUGACUGCGUGCACCACUACAAACACGAGGCAGAGGAAUCACUCAGUCGUGUCGAAGAGACCAUCGACAAGGUCUUGCAAGAGGUCAAGCACGAGGCAGAGGACAGUCUGGCACUCAUCGACAAGGUCAUCGCCAAUGUAAAUAAGGAAAAAGAGGUCAUUUUUAAUUUAGACAAGGUCUUUAAAAGUUGGCGUGCUGAAACAGAAACAAACCUAGGUGAGGAAUUUAAAACUUUUAAAUAUCAAUCUUCAAGAAAAAGAAUUGAUGAAAUUAAUUAA
Cavenderia fasciculata is the source of this 909-nucleotide messenger RNA. It is a transcript of the gene slmo, whose product is annotated as slowmo family protein. The record is from RefSeq and is a predicted model, not a curated record. Gene Ontology annotation, biological process: phospholipid transport. Gene Ontology annotation, cellular component: mitochondrial intermembrane space. The transcript is spliced from 2 exons. Bases 1 to 909 code for a protein of 302 amino acids. Gene Ontology annotation, molecular function: phosphatidic acid transfer activity. Lineage: Eukaryota; Evosea; Eumycetozoa; Acytosteliales; Cavenderiaceae.